AUGGAUUCAAUCCUAACUCAGAUGAGCGCGAGAAACGUGUGGGCACUGGACGAGUUAGACCCUCUGUUCCAAUUCAGUCUGGAGAAAGUUCUCAAUCACAAUGUGAAACGAAGUGCGGUACUCACUGAUAACCCCGAGGAAGCGGACUUUUUCUUUGUUCCAUUCUACGGACGAAUGGCAAUGACAUUUAAAGACGAUAAGUAA
Molecule: messenger RNA, 204 nt
Organism: Sphaeroforma arctica JP610
Lineage: Eukaryota; Ichthyosporea; Ichthyophonida
Exons: 2
Coding region: 1-204 (67 amino acids)
Source: RefSeq, a predicted model, not a curated record